AUGCAACUUUCAGCUUUCUUCCCAUUCUACCGCAACCACAACGUCCUCUCGACCGUAUCGCAGGAGCCCUAUGUGUGGUCAUCGGUCAUCAAGGCCACCAAAUCAGCAAUGGCAAUCUGGUACGCAUACAUGUAUACGCUCUUCCAUCAAGCACACACGACGGGCUCAACCGUCAUGAGAGCCUUGGCUUGGGAAUUUCCUAAUGACCUAAGUCUAGCAUCAGCGGACCGUCAGUUCCUCCUCGGUCCUUCCCUUAUGGUAAUCCCAGUUCUGAAGCCUCAAGCUACAGCUGUGGACGGUGAGAUCUGGUAUGAUUGGUAUGCCCACACACCGUUCAAGGCAAUAGCAGUCAAAAACUCCACCAUUGAUGCCCCACUCGGCCACAUCCCCCUUUACGUUCGUGGUGGAAGCGUCCCUCCAAUGCACGAGCCAGCCCUAACAACACGAGCCGCGCGGAAUUCUCCAUGGUCUCUUCUCGUCGUAUUGGAUAGAGAAUCCAGAGCAAAGGGACAGAUAUAUAUCGACGACGGAGAGAGCGUUAAACCUAAUUCAACUUUAUUAAUCCAUCUCACUGUGGAGGGGAAUAGCAUACAUGCCGUCUCCAAUCGGUCGUAUGAAGAUACAAACUGCCUUGAUAGAUUACAAGCUCAUCGGCAUGCGGGGUUACGUUCAACGACCAUAAACUCCCUUACGAGUUUGUGGCAUAUAAUAAGACAUCGCGUGUCUUGGCCGUUACUAAACUGA
Molecule: messenger RNA, 744 nt
Organism: Blastomyces gilchristii SLH14081
Lineage: Eukaryota; Fungi; Ascomycota; Eurotiomycetes; Onygenales; Ajellomycetaceae
Product: alpha-glucosidase
Exons: 1
Coding region: 1-744 (247 amino acids)
Biological process (GO): carbohydrate metabolic process
Molecular function (GO): hydrolase activity, hydrolyzing O-glycosyl compounds
Source: RefSeq, a predicted model, not a curated record